This is a messenger RNA of Sabethes cyaneus, 978 nucleotides long. RefSeq names its product clavesin-1-like. Gene Ontology annotation, cellular component: membrane. The transcript is spliced from 2 exons. Bases 1 to 978 code for a protein of 325 amino acids. The record is from RefSeq and is a predicted model, not a curated record. Gene Ontology annotation, molecular function: phosphatidylinositol bisphosphate binding. NCBI's taxonomy places the organism in Eukaryota, Metazoa, Arthropoda, Insecta, Diptera, Culicidae.
AUGGCUACUUUUUCCGUAGAGAAAACUCCCGCCAGUUAUGAGCCGUACAUAUUUUCACUUUCGGACAAAUAUCGAGCGUUGGCACGACAGGAACUCGGUGAAGAUGACGACAUCCGAGAGCAAUCGUUGGCACACCUACGCCAGUGGAUUGCCAAGCAUCCCUACAUCCGAAAGUGCCGGACGGACCCCACCUUUUUGUUGCGGUUCCUAAGAUUCCGUAAGUUUUCUGUUCCGAUGGCUCAGGCUGCGAUUGAACGCUACCUAGCGAUGCGACAGACCUUUCCGGAUUGGUUCCAGAAAAUGGAUUCGGAUGAUCAGUUGAUACAGGAAGCCAUAGAUGACGAGGUGUUUAGUAUCAUGGGCCGCGAUGAGGUCGGCCGAACUGUCAUUUGGAUACGGUAUGGACGGUUUAAUGUGGAAAAACUAAACCCGGUUGCUAUGUUUCGCUUUACAAUGGUGUUUCUGGAAGCGUUGAUGGACGACGAAGAGAUACAGAUCGGAGGCUUCAGGGCUUGGGUAGAUUACACCGAAACUACAAUGAAACACUUCGGGAUGUGGGGUAUAUCGGACUUGAAACUACUAAUGGAUGCAAUCAAUAGGUCUCUGCCGAUGAGAAUACGAGAGGUGCAGGGAGCGAAACUACCAAAAUUUGCCAUCGCUAUCGCUAAUUUGGCACUGAGUUUCGCCACUCCGAAACUGAAGAACAGAGUAACGUGUAAUCGGACAGUGGAGGAAUCUAAGCAAUACUUCGACAAAUCAUUGUGGCCUCAGCAAUACGGAGGAACGCAUAACUCAACCGAUAUAGCACGCAACUUGAGAAAGCUCUUCGCUGAGAAACGUGCCGUAAUAUUAGCUUUGGAUGAUAUGGACAUCGAUAUUGCACAUUAUUCGACACUUUGGAAUCAGGCAAACGCUGCUCCGGGCAGCGAUAUCGAUGGAGGAAUUGCAGGCUGCUUCAGGAAGCUUAAUGUGGAUUGA